AAAACCUAACAAAUUCAUCCCUACCCGUAGUUCCUUACGCACUUAAAAUUCUCCAGAAUUUCGCUCUCUGAAACUUCCAGUGAUUGGAGAUGAAAUCCAUCAAGGUUGAAGAUGAAUAUCAAGCCACCACUCGUUAUUAUUGCUUCAAUGACAAGGUAGAUAUGGUGAAAAACCUAUAUUCUCAAGACAAGGGAAAAGGUGGAUUUGAUGAAGGGUGUGAUCGGGUGAUGUUCUCCACACCUACUGAAGGUGCAACUAGCCAUACUAAACCGCUAAUGCAGAAGAAGAAGAAGGCGGUGGGCGGCUGCGCCACGUGUGGCGCUCCGACCCAUAACAGCUCAAUGAAGUGCCGCCUCCACCGUAACAGAUGGGCGUCGGCGCCACUGAAGAUAACGGGCCGCCGCCCCGGGAGUGUUGAUGAUUGCCAGUUAUCCCAGUUUACAAGAUUUGGAAGGGCCAUUCUCAAGUCUUUUCAAUUUUAAAAGUUUCUCUGCUAAUUUUACUUUGUAGUCCAUAGCCGGUGUUAAAGUGUUUAUGGUUUCAUUGGUUAGGGCUGGGGUGAAUUAUAUUCUUCAACUAUUUUGAUAAUGAGGGAUUGUAAUUCUCAAAAUAAUCACUAUUUUAG
Messenger RNA from Cuscuta europaea, 625 nucleotides. NCBI's taxonomy places the organism in Eukaryota, Viridiplantae, Streptophyta, Magnoliopsida, Solanales, Convolvulaceae. The record is from the annotation of a GenBank genome assembly.